AAUGAAGAGGUGGUCGAGAGUCCCGAUGCGACCAAAGGGCUCAAGCAGUCUGAAUGUCAGCCACUCUUUAUGGCCGCAUAUCGGCGAAGAUCUGCCGGCGCUGUCAUUCACGCGCACUCUAUGGACGCAGUCUUAGCCACUCUUAUCAGCGGUUCCAAUGAGUUCCGGAUUACACACCAGGAGAUGAUCAAAGGCAUCAAAAAGGGCUCAACCAAUGAGAGUCAUCGAUACGAUGACACUCUUGUGGUGCCUAUCAUUGAAAACACAGCCUUCGAGAGGGACUUAACGGACAGAAUGAUUGAGGCGAUGGACAGAUAUCCGGACACUAAUGCGGUUCUCGUGCGAAGACAUGGGGUCUAUGUUUGGGGACAGACGUGGAAAAGCGCUAAAACUAUGGCUGAAUGCUAUGACUAUCUCUUUAAAGUUGCCGUUCGUAUGAAGACAUUGGGUUUGGAUCCGUCUGCUAAGCCUUAG
Messenger RNA from Oppiella nova, 474 nucleotides. NCBI's taxonomy places the organism in Eukaryota, Metazoa, Arthropoda, Arachnida, Sarcoptiformes, Oppiidae. The record is from the annotation of a GenBank genome assembly.